Bicyclus anynana (squinting bush brown) is the source of this 801-nucleotide messenger RNA. RefSeq names its product trypsin alpha-3-like. The record is from RefSeq and is a predicted model, not a curated record. Gene Ontology annotation, biological process: proteolysis. Lineage: Eukaryota; Metazoa; Arthropoda; Insecta; Lepidoptera; Nymphalidae. The transcript has 4 exons. Bases 1 to 801 code for a protein of 266 amino acids. Gene Ontology annotation, molecular function: serine-type endopeptidase activity.
AUGGGUGUUAUUUUUGGGCUCGUGACAUUUUUAUUAUGCUUUUGCAGUUUCUCAUCAUCAUUGCCAACCGCUUCGUCGUCGAAUGAGUUGAGUCGCGUGGUGAACGGUCAGACCAUAGACAUAUCGCAGGUUCCGUACCACGCUGCUAUACGGCGGAAGACCAGUGCGGGGUGGCUAUAUACGUGUGGUGCUACGGUUAUCACCACCAAAGCUUUGCUUACUGCUGCCCAUUGUGUUAUUACAACACAAUCUGAUCCGCUACAAUUCAGAGUAGCGGUGGGCACUGCUUCCCGAUCGAGCGGUGGAACCGUUUACGAUGUUAAGUCUGUCUUCAUUCACGAAAAGUAUUCCACUCUCACACUGGAAAAUGACAUAGCAAUGAUUGUGACGUCGAAGAAGAUGGUCUUUGACAAAAAUGUUGAUUCCGCUUUCAUUCCUGAACCAAACUUUGAUCUUCCAGUCGGAACUGCUGCUUUGGUUACUGGAUAUGGGAUGACAUCGUACGAAGGUUCAGCAUCUUCUGUGUUACGAGCAGCGACUGUAGAAGUGGUUGCUCAGGAUAUAUGCACUCGCGCUUAUCGACAAAUAGCUAAGAUAUCAGAGGGCAUGCUAUGCGCUUUCGCCAACAAUCCUCCUAGAGACGCUUGUCAAGGGGACUCUGGUGGUCCUCUGGUCACCCAAGGAACUCUGAUCGGUAUCGUCUCUUGGGGCGAAGAAUGUGCUAAUCUAUCGUACCCUGGAGUAUACACGAGGGUGUCACAGUACUACUCGUGGAUUAUCGACAAAUUAGCUGUAAUAUAA